This is a messenger RNA of Capsella rubella, 1961 nucleotides long. RefSeq lists its product as uncharacterized. NCBI's taxonomy places the organism in Eukaryota, Viridiplantae, Streptophyta, Magnoliopsida, Brassicales, Brassicaceae. Bases 323 to 1741 code for a protein of 472 amino acids. The record is from RefSeq and is a predicted model, not a curated record. The transcript has 8 exons. Gene Ontology annotation, cellular component: plasma membrane.
AGAGAGGAAAGGUAAAGUAAAGAACUCUCAAGUUUUUCUUUUGCUUUCCCCUUUUGUGUGGUUUAUCUCUCAGUCCCUUCUUCUUCUUCUUCUUCCUCUAUAACGCUCUUCUCCAUCGUUUACACGAGUUUCGGUUUUCUCGAGGAAGUGUUCUACUGGGAAAAAGCUCCUUUUACUUAGUUCUCUACCUUUUUGCUCGAAGAAAAUGGUUUGAUUUUUUUCCAGAGAUGGUGAAAUUUGAAGGUUGUUGUAGGAGAAAAGCCAGCUUUGGUUCCGGUCAUGGCUUUUAUCUGACUAAAUAGUGUUGCGGGGCAAGUUAGCUAUGGACUCUUUAGAGACUGUUUGUUGGCUUAGGGGCUGUUUGGUUUAUCGCUUCUUGUUAUUUAUUAUCUGGUUAUCAAGCUUCCAAGAUGUAGCUGCGCAUGAUAAGCUUAAUGAGCAUAGUAGUAAAUCGACAACCUCUGAGUUGGCAAAUCCACCUGGUAUUGGAGUAUCUGGUCCCAUUCAAGUAUCACCGUCCGUCAUCCCCAAAUAUGCAUCCCCUGCUCUGCCUUGGACACCACCAAUGUACCCUACUUUUCCUGAUACGUAUAAACCCAAGCUAACCGGCAAAUGUCCUACAGACUUUCAAGAAAUUUCAAGUGUUAUCGAUACAGCAGCUUCUGAUUGCUCCCAACCGUUCGCUGCACUUGUUGGGAACGUGAUCUGUUGUCCACAGUUUAUAAGCUUACUUCAUAUAUUCCAAGGACAGCACAACAUGAAGUCAGAUAAGUUGGUUCUGCCUGAUGCAGUUGCUACAGAUUGUUUUUCAGAUAUCGUUAGUAUCCUGGUCAGCAGAAGAGCCAACAUGACUAUACCUGCACUUUGCUCUGUAACAUCUUCAAAUCUAACUGGAGGCUCCUGUCCAGUAACAGAUGUCACAACGUUCGAGAAAGUUGUUAACAGUAGCAAAUUACUGGAUGCAUGUCGCACUGUUGAUCCUCUUAAGGAGUGUUGUAGGCCAAUUUGCCAACCUGCAAUUAUGGAAGCUGCGCUUCUUAUUUCGGGACACCAAAUGACAGUUGGUGAGAAGCUCCCUUUAGGAGGAUCAAAUAACCUCAAUGCAAUUAAUGACUGCAAAAAUGUGGUCUCUUCAUAUCUUUCCAGGAAGCUUCCGACAGACAAAGCAAACGCUGCAUUUAGAAUUUUAUCGUCCUGCAAAGUUAACAAAGCUUGCCCGCUGGAAUUUAAGGAGCCAACUGAAGUGAUCAAGGCUUGCCGUAAUGUGGCUGCUCCAAGCCCUUCUUGCUGUAGCUCGUUGAAUGCAUACAUUUCUGGGAUACAGAACCAAAUGCUAAUAACAAACAAGCAGGCCAUAGUCUGUGCAACAGUAAUUGGUGCUAUGUUGCGGAAAGGUGGUGUUAUGACAAACAUCUAUGAGCUUUGUGAUGUCGAUCUCAAAGAUUUCAGUGUCCAAGCAUAUGGAAUGCAACAAGGUUGUCUUCUCAGAAGCUAUCCUGCAGACUUGAUAUUUGACAACACAACAGGCUACAGCUUUACAUGUGAUUUGACAGACAACAUUGCUGCUCCCUGGCCAUCUUCAUCAUCAAUGUCUUCUUUGUCUCUAUGUGCUCCUGAGAUGUCAUUACCUGCCUUGCCAACAUCCCAGACUCUUAAAAAUCACGGGUGUCGCGAUGGUGGGUUUGAAGCGUUGCGUCUCGUUAUUUUGGUAUUUCUUCUGUAUGUUGUUGUGAGACAUUAAAAUGAGAAUUAGGAGGUUUUUGUUUUUGGUAGUCAGUGAGGAGACUUUGGAUAAAACAAUGGCAUGCUCAGUUUUCUUCUGUAUAUGUAUCUUAAUAGGGCAAGGGUAAUGAUGUAGUAGUAAUAUCUUCUCAAUCUCAUGUAUAGUAGUAGCAUUUUUCUUCUCUGCUUCUGAAUCUCCUAUCCUUGUUAUGAGUUUUUUUUUUUGUUUUUUAAUAAUU